AUGGAACUACCCGAGGACGUGGUUCUAGCCGUGGCUGUGGGGCUAGACAGGCACAAGAACCAGUACGGGAACCGAGAGAGGAAAGAGGUGAAACAGUUGAGCCGCAACCUGGGCCCCGAGCGGAAGGGGGGAUCAGGUGGCAACGGUGAUUCAACAGAUGACAAAUAUCCUUACUCGACUGGUAGAGUGGCAGGGCAGGUGCAUUUAGCUGUAUUUCAGUUUGAAGGACCAGCUAGGGCCUGGUGGAACAUGAUUCGGGCUAAAUGGGAGAGAGAGGGAACUGCCUGGACCUGGUUAAAUUUCAUGCAGGAGUUUAACGAGAAAUAUCUGCCACCGAUAGUUCAGGAGAAGAGGGAGGAUGAGUUUAUUAAACUCCGUCAGGGAACUCUAAGUGUAUCUGAGUAUGAGACUUAG
Coffea eugenioides is the source of this 414-nucleotide messenger RNA. RefSeq lists its product as uncharacterized. The coding region runs from base 1 to 414 and encodes 137 amino acids. The transcript is spliced from 2 exons. The record is from RefSeq and is a predicted model, not a curated record. NCBI's taxonomy places the organism in Eukaryota, Viridiplantae, Streptophyta, Magnoliopsida, Gentianales, Rubiaceae.